UGUGUGUGCCUGUGUUGCGGGGAGGGUCUCUGGGACAGAGGAGUGCAGGUUCUCUGGGUGACAAGAGGGUGGUGUUGGCGGGGGGAGAGUGUCUCGGCACAACCAGCAGACCUAGGGAAUGAGGCCAGCUUCUCUUGGGGAGGGCCUGGGAAAGCAGAGCCUGAGUGUGGAAAGACAGAAGGAAGAGUCAGAAGACGCUGGAGUCUCUUUCUCAGACCCCAGAGAAGCCCCAGCCUCCUGGCCUCCCUGCCAUCCAAUUAAGUAGCUUCUUCUGGACAGUGGAAUUUUCCCAAGACAGGCUCCUCCCGUCCGGGCUGGGAUUCUCCGUUUUACUCUAUCCUACCAGAGCUGGGCUAGCCCUGGGGCCGGGGUGCAGAUAGAGAAGAAAAAAGGGGAUUCUGUCCCAGAGGGGCUGGGUGUUCACUGACUGCGUCUGCCAUGAGCAGAAUGUGUUUUGAGCCUGGGGGAGCUUGCUGUGGAUUCCUGUUUAUUUAUUUUUUUCCCUCCCAGGCUGGCUGGACCAGCUAGCCUGGACUUUGAGUCUUUGACCCAGAGCCCUGACAAGGGACGAGGGCUCCAAGUCUACAGAGAGGGUUAGCGGAGCGCUGGAUGUUGGCCCUUCCGUAUCUUGUUCUCACCUCCAUCCCCCAGGCCCACGUCACUCCAGGGAUGAGGGAGGGAGAGGAGGGGAGGGACAAGGGGCGGGGAUGGAGGCCCCCCUCUGGAGGUUGCCUAGACAACAUCAGAAAUCGUGGCCAGGGCCUCUUCCGCCGGCGGGGCCUCUGCUUCCUGCAUCAGUCACUCCCGCUGGGGGCGGGGCGGAGGAAGGGGUUGGAUGUGGCAGAGACAGGCCCAGCUGGUGCGGCUCAGACUCCCCCGCCAUCUCCGCGGCCAGAGCCAUGGCAUCUUAUGCAUCCGGCCCGGGCAAACCCAAGGCCAAAUAUCCCUUUAAGAAGCGUGCCAGCCAGCAGCCCUCUUCUGCAGUACCAGGAGUUGUUCAGCCGCUCCCUGGCUGAGAGCGAGCUCCGCAGUGCCCCGUACGAGUUCCCCGAAGAGAGCCCCAUUGAGCAGCUGGAGGAGAGGAGGCAGCGCCUGGAGCGGCAGAUCAGCCAGGAUGUCAAGCUGGAGCCGGACAUCCUGCUUCGGGCCAAGCAAGAUUUCCUGAAGACGGACAGUGACUCGGACCUCCAGCUCUACAAGGAGCAGGGUGAGGGGCAGGGUGACCGGGGCCUGAGGGAGCGUGACAUGGUGCUGGAGCGGGAAUUUCAGCGGGUCACCAUCUCUGGGGAGGAGAAGUGUGGGGUGCCGUUCACAGACCUGCUGGAUGCCGCCAAGAGUGUGGUGCGGGCCCUCUUCAUCCGGGAGAAGUACAUGGCCCUGUCACUGCAAGGCUUCUGCACCACGACCCGCCGCUAUCUGCAGCAGCUGGCCGAGAAGCCUCUGGAGACACGCACCUAUGAGCAGGGCCCCGACACCCCUGUGUCCGCAGACGCCCCGGUGCACCCUCCGGCGCUGGAGCAGCACCCGUACGAGCACUGUGAGCCUAGCACCAUGCCUGGGGACCUGGGCUUGGGUCUGCGCAUGGUGCGGGGCGUGGUUCACGUCUAUACCCGCAGGGACCCUGAUGAGCAUUGCUCAGAGGUGGAGCUGCCGUACCCUGAUCUGCAGGAGUUUGUGGCUGAUGUCAAUGUGCUGAUGGCCCUGAUUAUCAACGGCCCCAUAAAGUCGUUCUGCUACCGCCGGCUGCAGUACCUGAGCUCCAAGUUCCAGAUGCACGUGCUGCUCAACGAGAUGAAAGAGCUGGCCGCCCAGAAGAAGGUGCCACACCGAGAUUUCUACAACAUCCGCAAGGUGGACACACACAUCCAUGCCUCUUCCUGCAUGAACCAGAAGCACCUGCUGCGCUUCAUCAAGCGGGCGAUGAAGCGGCACCUGGAGGAGAUCGUGCACGUGGAGCAGGGCCGUGAGCAGACGCUGCGGGAGGUCUUCGAGAGCAUGAAUCUCACCGCCUACGACCUGAGUGUGGACACGCUCGACGUGCACGCGGACAGGAACACCUUCCAUCGCUUCGAUAAAUUCAACGCCAAAUACAACCCUAUUGGGGAGUCUGUCCUCCGAGAGAUCUUCAUCAAGACGGACAACAGGGUUUCUGGGAAAUACUUCGCUCACAUCAUCAAGGAGGUGAUGUCGGAUCUGGAGGAGAGCAAAUACCAGAACGCGGAGCUGCGGCUCUCCAUCUACGGGCGCUCGAGGGACGAGUGGGACAAGCUGGCACGCUGGGCCGUGAUGCACCGCGUACACUCCCCCAACGUGCGCUGGCUCGUGCAGGUGCCCCGCCUCUUUGAUGUGUACCGUACCAAGGGCCAGCUGGCCAACUUUCAGGAGAUGCUGGAGAACAUCUUCCUGCCACUGUUCGAGGCCACCGUGCACCCCGCCAGCCACCCGGAGCUGCACCUCUUCUUGGAGCACGUGGAUGGCUUUGACAGCGUGGAUGAUGAGUCCAAGCCUGAGAACCACGUCUUCAACCUGGAGAGCCCCCUCCCCGAGGCUUGGGUGGAGGAGGACAACCCGCCCUACGCCUACUACCUGUACUACACCUAUGCCAACAUGGCUAUGCUGAAUCACCUGCGCAGGCAAAGGGGCUUCCACACAUUUGUGCUGCGGCCGCACUGCGGGGAGGCUGGGCCCAUCCACCACCUGGUGUCGGCCUUCAUGCUGGCUGAGAACAUCUCACAUGGGCUGCUUUUGCGCAAGGCCCCUGUCCUGCAGUACCUGUAUUACCUGGCCCAGAUCGGCAUCGCCAUGUCGCCGCUCAGCAACAACAGCCUCUUCCUCAGCUACCACCGGAACCCGCUCCCCGAGUACCUGUCUCGUGGCCUCAUGGUCUCGCUGUCCACUGAUGACCCCCUGCAGUUCCACUUCACCAAGGAGCCGCUGAUGGAGGAGUACAGCAUCGCCACCCAGGUGUGGAAGCUCAGUUCCUGCGACAUGUGUGAGCUGGCACGCAACAGUGUGCUCAUGAGCGGCUUCUCUCACAAGGUAAAGAGCCACUGGCUGGGACCCAACUACACCAAGGAGGGCCCUGAGGGCAAUGACAUCCGCCGCACCAAUGUGCCAGACAUCCGCGUGGGCUACCGCUACGAGACCCUGUGCCAGGAGCUGGCACUCAUCACGCAGGCAGUCCAGAGUGAGAUGCUGGAGACCAUCCCGGAGGAGCCAGGUGUCACCAUGAGCCCGGGGCCUCAGUGAGCCUGGCCGCCGCACUGCCCCCCACCUCUCAGCCCCGUGACCAUGUUUUGUCCUUGGCCCCCUCCCAGCCCGUUGUGGUCUCUGCAUGUGUUCAUUCUUCUUUGUCCUGCAUGUCUCUGACUUGUAUCUGUCUCUGUGCCACCCCAGUGACAGCAGUGCCCAGGAUUUGCUCCCCCUAGUGUGGUACCCGAUGGCCCACAUUUGAGGGCUGCCCUGCUGGUGGCCCUGUCCUAGGAUCCUCUGAAGCCUGGUGGUCCUUGGGGGCCGGGGACGGUGGUGGAGGGCUGGCCCCUCUAGCCUUUGGAGUCCUGCCUGGCAAAUCUGAGUUUGGACCAGGGCUUGAGUUUAGGCCCCGUCUUGUUUACAUGGCUCGGGGACAGUCAGGUGGGGCCUGUACACGUCCACUGUGGGCACAGGGAUGCAGGGUGGUUCACGGGGCUCCAGCAUCUCUGCGAUGGGUAGAGCUGGGCUGAGAGCUCGGUCGUAGCCCCAGCAUCCUGGACUCAGGCCUCGGAGGUGCUGGACCACCGCCUCUGCCAAGUCACUACCUGGCAGACCUCUUCGUCCUUCCUCUGGUCCACGUGUUCCUCUGGUGUCAGCUUCCUGUGCCUCUGUGGGAGGGGGCAGCCGCCCUGUGCCAUGUCUGGGGCCAUUGCAGCUGGAGGGUCCUGGAUCUGCCACCAUCCCUGGGCGUGGUAUCCCCAGUAUGGUCCCCAGAGUUUUGACCAGACCUGGAUCCUGGCUGGUUCCCUGUGUUGUUUUCCAGACUGAGGCCUUGGCUGUGAAAUGCAGUGUUUCAUACAAUCCCGUCUUUCCUAGUGCAUGAGAAAUAAAGAUUAUUUAAGUAAUGAG
Pteropus alecto (black flying fox) is the source of this 4101-nucleotide messenger RNA. RefSeq names its product adenosine monophosphate deaminase 2 (gene AMPD2). NCBI's taxonomy places the organism in Eukaryota, Metazoa, Chordata, Mammalia, Chiroptera, Pteropodidae. The record is from RefSeq and is a predicted model, not a curated record. Gene Ontology annotation, cellular component: cytosol. Gene Ontology annotation, molecular function: AMP deaminase activity. Gene Ontology annotation, biological process: IMP salvage; AMP metabolic process. The transcript has 17 exons. Bases 610 to 3249 code for a protein of 879 amino acids.